Messenger RNA from Galleria mellonella (greater wax moth), 2316 nucleotides. RefSeq names its product tax1-binding protein 3 homolog. The coding region runs from base 145 to 516 and encodes 123 amino acids. NCBI's taxonomy places the organism in Eukaryota, Metazoa, Arthropoda, Insecta, Lepidoptera, Pyralidae. Gene Ontology annotation, molecular function: protein binding. Gene Ontology annotation, biological process: neurotransmitter receptor transport, endosome to postsynaptic membrane; neurotransmitter receptor transport postsynaptic membrane to endosome. The transcript has 3 exons. The record is from RefSeq and is a predicted model, not a curated record. Gene Ontology annotation, cellular component: postsynaptic density; adherens junction; postsynaptic membrane.
UCAUAUUGUACCAUAGAUUUAAUAGGUGAAAUUUUCGCUUGUUGUCAUUAAUUUUACGUGUGUUUUAUAUUUAAAUAUUAUUGACUAUUUUACCCAAAUUUUAUAGUGAAACGUCCAAAAGAUUUUAAAAAAUAAUCUUUCAUCAUGGCGAAAAUGGCAUUUCAACACCAGGCCGGAACGGCUAUGGAGUGUCUCAGUAUACCAAUAACUUUACAAAAAGAGGCUGGGGUAGACGCUGAAGGGCGGGAAGUUAUGAAAUGUGGCUUCAAAAUCGGUGGUGGAAUUGACCAAGAUUUUCGUAAAAGUCCCCAGGGAUACACUGAUAACGGCAUUUAUGUGACAGAAGUUCAUGAAGGAAGUCCAGCUGCUAAAUCAGGUUUAAGAAUGCAUGAUAAAAUCUUACAAUGCAAUGGUUAUGACUUCACUAUGGUAACACAUAAAAAGGCAGUUAGUUACAUAAAAAAACACCCUGUUUUAAAUUUGUUGGUAGCAAGAAAAGGUGUUACAUCAACAUAAUCUGCCACAUCAAGAUAAGGAAUAAAUUAUCAUUCUUCAGGAUAAUUGGUUGAUGGAGACAACAGGAAAUCCACUAUGAAGAGCAAACUGACUUAUUUUUAUGAAUUCAGUUAAAGCAAUAAGUAAAUCUAUAAAGAUAAAAAAUAUGUUUUAAAAUUAUGUAUAUAUUGACUCUUGAUAUAGACAUUUUACAAAUGCUAUAGCAUUGUUAGUUGGCUAUUCCUGGUGGAGCCCACACUAAACUUAAGUAUUAUAUAAACAAGUGAUUUUAUACAGUUAUUUAUUUUAUAAAUGUAAGGAUUAUGUACUUUAUACAUAAAUAUUGUGUAGUUAAGAAAUUUGGUGAAUAUCAAAUAUGCUGAUACAGUUAAUCACUGUCUGGUAAAUGUACUAUGAAUAGUACAAAACAGUUUGCUAGGAGAUGGUAUGUUUUACAAGUGAGUUACCAUUAUCAUUUAAUAAUUCACUAUAAUGUACUAUGCUGACAUAGACACAAUUGUUUCCACUUUUUUAUAAUAUAGCAAAACUAAUUAUCAUUUAGUUGAAAUAUGAUUUUCACCUAUUUACUAUUGUUAAGUAUAAAAAUUAAAAAUUUAUUAUUGGUUGUAUGUAAAUCAUUAUCUUGUUAAUGAGUUAUGGUAUGGUACACUAGUAUAUUGGUACUUGAAAUUUUAUAUGAACAUUUUUAUUGUGAAAUCUACAUUUCAACAUUAAUGUGCUGUGCCAAAUAUUAUUAUUAUAGCUAUCUAUAUUAUAUACAGAGUCCACUAUAAAAAUACAUAGGAACUUAUACAGUGUUAACCAGGCAAUAUAGUAACUUGAAGCCCUAUGAUCAUAUUAAAAAAAACUUAACAACUUUUGGCAAGAAAAAUAAACCAAUUGUAUAAAUAGUAAUAAUAAGUGACACACAAUCACACCAAUUGUGUCAUUCCUAAACUAGAACAACACAAUAUGUGUAACCUGCUGCUGUAUUAUGGUCUUUGUAUACAUUCUAAAUUUUGAAUCUUGCAUACAAGUCAAUCACUAUAUGCUCAAAGUUUGUAUUUAUAAUAAAUUUACUAGUGUAAUCUUUUGGAGAAAAUGACAAAGAGUAUUUAUCUAUCUAUAUAUACUCAAAGCAAACCACAGGUUUAGAUUAUUUUCACAUUUCAACUCAUGUUCAUUUGGAAAAAUUGUUUUAUACAUACUAUCUUUGUGUUUCAAGCUAAUAUAUCCUGUAUAUUCGUGUUAAUUUUUAAUUAUAUGAAUUAUUUCAUAUAAACAAAUCAAAUAUUAGCCAUACUCAUUAUAAUAUGAAUAUAUUUGAAAAUAACAAAAUCAUUACUAUUUAUUAUUAUAAAUACAUAAAGUUUACUCAUAUUAAAAUAAUGGACUCUGCAUGCACUUAAAUGUACACAUUCCAAUAUUUCCAAUUCGCUUUUAUUAGUGUGACUAAAUAAAUACCUAUUUGCACAUUUUCAGUCAGAUUGUAUCUUGAAGUAAUGAACCAAAGAGUUAUACUACUAAAAUAAACCUUAACAACACAUAAGAUAAACUAUUACAUUACCUAACUUUCAAUAAAUGUAAUAAUACAAAGUAAACGAUGUAUGUACUUAGUAUUUUUAAGGUCCAUUUGUAGGAGAAUGAAUGUGCAUUUACAAUUUUAAAUACUCUACUAAAUUAAUUAUAUUUUUUCAUUAAUUAUUUAAUAUAAGGGAUGGACUUAAGGCUAUAAUUUAUAUUUUAUUUAAGGCCUCUGGAGCAAUGUCAUAAAAAUCACAUCGAGAAUAAUUUAUAAAUAAAUAUUACAUGUUAUACUAA